Molecule: messenger RNA, 510 nt
Organism: Saccharomyces cerevisiae S288C
Lineage: Eukaryota; Fungi; Ascomycota; Saccharomycetes; Saccharomycetales; Saccharomycetaceae
Gene: YJR115W
Exons: 1
Coding region: 1-510 (169 amino acids)
Source: RefSeq, marked reviewed
AUGUUCACAAAUACACGUACAAUAUUAAUAUACAAUAGUAAGGUGAUGAACACACACACACACACACACACACACACACACACACACAUAUAUAUAUAUACAGGAGAUCAAGUUAGUGUGAGGGGACGACUACUGAGUUUGAAGUUCUUUAAAGUGUUAAAGUUAUUUUUCCCCUCUCCCACCUCGUUGGCAACCUCUCACCCACCGCUUAGCAGCAUGUCUCCGUACAUGACCAUACCUCAGCAAUACUUAUACAUAAGCAAGAUACGUUCCAAGCUGUCUCAGUGCGCCCUUACUCGACACCACCACAGAGAACUUGAUCUACGAAAAAUGGUGGGCCACGCCAAUAUGCUGGACAGGAUCCUCGACGAAAUAGACGAAAUCGACAGCGAGGUAGUACUGUGUGACGCUGCCGAUGGUUCUUCUACUGCAGAAGCUCAUUCCGCUUCCCCAGCAUCCAGCGACUCUUCUCCUCUCACUAAUAACAUCCGGCCCAUUAGCAUUAUGUGA